Molecule: messenger RNA, 2074 nt
Organism: Propithecus coquereli (Coquerel's sifaka)
Lineage: Eukaryota; Metazoa; Chordata; Mammalia; Primates; Indriidae
Gene: MAFF
Product: v-maf avian musculoaponeurotic fibrosarcoma oncogene homolog F
Exons: 3
Coding region: 365-859 (164 amino acids)
Biological process (GO): regulation of transcription by RNA polymerase II; regulation of epidermal cell differentiation
Cellular component (GO): nucleus
Molecular function (GO): RNA polymerase II cis-regulatory region sequence-specific DNA binding; DNA-binding transcription factor activity, RNA polymerase II-specific
Source: RefSeq, a predicted model, not a curated record
GGGGCGGGGCCGAGGGCGGGGCGGCCUCUCGCGGCCGGAGGGCGGCCGGGGCGGUGACGUCACCGCAUGACUGGGUUUUUAUGAAUGAAAGGAAUCCUGUGAGUGAGUAAUUCCGGGAAGCUCGCCUUACAACUCCGCGCGGCCCCGGCCCCCUGCGCCGCCCGCCGCACAACAAAACUCAGCGCCGCGCUCCCGGGAGCCGGGUUCGGAGCGGCCUGCGGUUCGGACCGGGGCGGAGGGGAGGCCGACCAGGGGACCCGCUGGGACAGCAGCCGCGACAGCCGCGAGACACGCGCGUGCGAGGCGCGCCAGGCCAAGCGAGCCGAGAGGCGGGUCUCCAGCCCAGAGGGCACCUUCUGCAAACAUGUCUGGGGACCCCUUAUCCAGCAAAGCCCUGAAGAUCAAGCGCGAGCUGAGCGAGAACACGCCGCACCUGUCGGACGAGGCGCUGAUGGGGCUGUCCGUGCGCGAGCUGAACCGACACCUGCGGGGGCUCUCGGCCGAGGAGGUGACGCGGCUCAAGCAGCGGCGCCGCACGCUCAAGAACCGCGGCUACGCCGCCAGCUGCCGCGUGAAGCGCGUGUGCCAGAAGGAGGAGCUGCAGAAGCAGAAGUCGGAGCUGGAGCGCGAGGUGGACAAGCUGGCGCGUGAGAACGCGGCCAUGCGCCUGGAGCUCGACGCGCUGCGCGGCAAGUGCGAGGCGCUGCAGGGCUUCGCGCGCUCAGUGGCCGCGGCUCGCGGGCCGGCCGCGCUUGUGGCGCCCGCCAGCGUCAUCACCAUCGUCAAGUCCACCCCAAGCCCGGGGUCUGGCCCCGCCCCCGGCCCAGACCCCGCCCCCGGCCCGGCCGCCUGUUCCUAGUGCCCGCCCCGCCCUAUUCCCCCGAGCCACGCCCCAUUCCCCCAGCCACGCCCCUCCGACCGCGUCUCUCUUCCCAAAGUGCCUGAGCAGUCUUUGUGCCCAGGUCCCAUUUCUUGCAGCCGCCAGCCCCUGUGAUGAACACACAUUCCCUCCUGGGACCCUGUCUUCCUUGUGUAGACCCCGAAACUGGGACUUAAUGGUCCUAGGGAGGGGCAAUUUUGGUGGUGGUGGGGUGGGGGUUCCAGAUCUGGGGUCACCCUUGGCUGAAAGUUCAACCUUCUUAGAUUGGUAAGAACAGGAUACAGAGCGGGCUCAGAGAAGAGCUGUCGGGGGAAACGAGGGCAUUCCUCAUUUUGGAAACUGCUCUGAAUGUGCCAAUAUGCCCUCCAAACCGUCCCAGGACUCAGGAUUCAGUCUGGCUGUCCUGCUGGGAAACUGCACUGAAGAGAUUCUCCCACCUCUGCUUUGGGCCUGGGGGCGCCUGGCUUUCCAAAGCUAGGAGAGUGGUUAGAAACGACUAGUGGAGCCCAGUUAACAGAUGGGGAGGCAGCCCUGCAGUGGACUCGAGGCCGCACACCACUUAGUAGUUGAGCCGGAACCAGAAGCUGAGUUGUCUUACUGCUGCCCCAAGAUUCCAGCCAUGGAACAGUGGACAGGACUGAAAAGGUGGUGAGAGGGCCUCCCUGGCCUGGGAGAUGGCUCUCUACAAGGGAAGGGCAAGAAGCAGAGGGACAGAGAAGGUGAUACAGAUGGAUGGGUGGGAAGGAGCUGGCCUGGCUCAGCCUUGGGCUCUCCCUGCAGUCAGGGUGCCCUGGAGACAGCCAGCCAGAGAGAAAGGGGACUGUGGUGGUGUCUGCUGUGGCAGAUGGGGAUAAGAGACAGAUCCUGUGGUCCUACAGCCUGGAGUGGCGUCCUUGGAAGUAAGGGUCCCACCUGGACCCUGCAAGUAUCCACUGUGGGAUGGGGGCGGGCUGCAGCCAAUGAUUGCCAUUUUCCUGGAAGCCAGGCCCCAGCCCCUCCCCCAACACUGUAUAGAGCUGCCCGUCCCCACUAUUUAUUGCACGGAUCUAAGUUAUUCUCCCCAGCCAGAGCCCUAGAUCCCACUCCUUGGAAAAGUGGCUUGUGGCCCUGAGCUGGACUUUAUAUUUUAUAUCUACAAAUAAAUCACAUUUUAUCUUAUAUUUAGGGAAAACCAAUGGCAACAACAAAAAAAAU